Molecule: messenger RNA, 996 nt
Organism: Alternaria rosae
Lineage: Eukaryota; Fungi; Ascomycota; Dothideomycetes; Pleosporales; Pleosporaceae
Exons: 1
Coding region: 1-996 (331 amino acids)
Source: RefSeq, a predicted model, not a curated record
AUGGCUGAGAACUUCACACCAUCGACGAACAUUCGCAUUCAGUCCCGCAAUCAUAUCUCAGUGUUAGAUGACGAUCUAGCGGAUCUACCACCCAACAAAGACGUCCCAAGUCAGUUUCGCAACCACGCCCCAACAGCAAACCGCGAGCUACCCGUCCUCCUACCCAACAAAGAAAUCCUCGCCUCCGCCAUUCACAGGACAAACAUCGUCCGCUUCAUCCACCUCCUCUCCCACGCCAAAGCGCUAAUCACCUACCACGGCCCCUACACCACCCUCCCCGCCACAGCAGUCUUCUCCCGCUCCCUUCGACCACCCAAACCACCCAAACCCCCGUAUUCUUCCUCCUCCCCAACCCUCACAAACUUCGCCCUCUCCCUCGCCGCAGCCCAAGACAGCACCUACAGCGCCCAACCCGCCAGCUCCGCAAAAGACGACCUCAAUCUCUUCACCCUCCUCUGGGACAAUUCCAUCGCCGUCCUAGAAGAGAUCCUCUCCCGCGGCUCCCUACCAGGCGAGUCUUUCGGCUGGGGUAUCUUCGGUCUCGCGGCGGGGUAUAUGCAUCCUCCUACGCCUUCCCAAGAUCUCAGUGAGCAGAACAUUUUCCUGCAAAAUAAAGCUAGGUUACAUGCUGCGCUUUGUAUGAUGCCUUCGCUGGAGGGUGAUGGGCCGAGCGGGAAUGGGUAUAUGAGUAUGGGUAUGGGUAUGGGGAGUGGGAGGAGGACGACAGAAGGAUUGACAAGGGCGAGGAGGGAUAUACAUACCCUGGGCCAUAUUCUGUUGUAUGAGUUUAGGAAAGGGGAGUGGAAGAGGGUUAGGUGGGGACAUGCGGUUAAGGUUGCGGAGAGGUGGGUUGGGGCUUCUGGGUCGGAGAGUAGGGAAGGAGAGGGGGUUGGGAGGGUGGUGAGGAAAGAGGGGAAGGAGGAGGCGAGCGAAGAGGUAAGGAGGGAAGAGUGGAAGAAGAGGAAUGGGAAAUGUGUUACUUUUGAGUUUCCUUGA